Messenger RNA from Symbiodinium sp. CCMP2592, 906 nucleotides. The record is from the annotation of a GenBank genome assembly. NCBI's taxonomy places the organism in Eukaryota, Dinophyceae, Suessiales, Symbiodiniaceae.
AUGGCACUGGCCAGAAGUGCGACGCAUGCGCCGCUGGUCCGCGGGACAUCCGGCUUGCCAUGCAGAGUUCGGCUCCCACCUCCGAAGCUCGUGGCCGUGGGCCAUCGCCUCGCCGGGCCAGGCAGUGCUCGAGUGCCAGUGGCCCUCGGCCUGGCCCUGCUGGCGGCAAAGCGAGGUUCGCGGCCUCUGCGGGCUGCAGACGCCCGCAGCGAGGGUGCGGCACGGAGCUUGGCGGCCUUGCAAGAGAGGUUCAACGAUGUACCGGAGGAGGAGCUGCUGCGCUUCGCCCGGGCGCGGUGGAGAGAUCCCGACACUGCUCUCGCGAUGUUCAGCGAACAUCGGCGCUGGAGACAGGGCAGCGGGCACCCUGAACAGCUUCAGACCGCCCUUGCCAAGACACCUGAGGGGUUCUGUGCCUCAGGGCCCAAGGAGCCGGGUGCCUGCGAUGGCACGCGGGUUCUGCUGGUGCAAGGGGCCCGCUACCAGCUGGGAGCCGCCGAGCCAGAGGAGUACACGCUGGGCAUCUGCAGGGUAUUGGAUGAAAUAUUUGCGGAUGCCGGUGAUGAGGAGGCCCGGGUUACGGUGCUCAUCGACGUACGCCGGGGCGAAGGCUGGCCGAAUCCACCGGCGAUCAAGCUGCUUCCCUUCAUCCAGGCAUGUGCUCGCAUCAUCUCGGCUCACUAUCCUGAGCGCCUUCGCCGCUUGAUUAUUUACCCGGUGCCCUGGGUUGCGACCAUGAUUCUGAAAAUUGUGAAGAAGCUACUGGACCCAGUAACCUUCAACAAGAUCGUGGCCAUUGCCGGCGACGACCAGAUUGGAUCUCGUUGUCCAGCGGCUGAGCUCCGAAAGUAUGUGGUUAAAGAAAGCUUGCCUGAGCAUGCUUGGCCGAUGCAUGACGGUCUUUGA